AUGCUGAGGAAAGGCUGCGCUCGCUGCCUGCCUGUCCUCACCGCAAUAUGUUUGCAAUUAAACUGGAGGCUGCCUGUGGCCGGCGGCUGACGUCAGCUCCAGGGGCUGCGCUGCCGAGGGAGGCGAGUUUCGCGGAGCCGAGCAGUGGGGCAGACGGAGCGCAGUGCGGGCGGGCAGGCGAGCGGAGCGCCGGAAAAAACAAGAGCAGCGGGGCGCAGGGAGGGAGGCGGAAAACUUAGCGUAUUGUGAGCGAGAGGAGAGCUGGGGAGUCGAGAGCCGAGUGAAGAGGAAAGCGGAGGGGCAAGGAAAAUACAGCGGAAAGAGCCCGAAAUCUGAACGGAUUUCGAAAGAGAGCUGGAAUACGGGGUGCAUUUUACUGACUUUAAGCAGACAAUAAGGAGACGGUCACCUCUGUGCAGACGCACUUCUCAAAGUUGCAGAAGAACGAACAAUACCCUUUUAAAAAAAAAAGUUUAUUUUCCUCGGUCUCGGUGUGUGAAGAUGAUCUUAUUCCACGGGUUUGUACUGAGGUUGCAGAAUUGCAUGCUGGAUUGACUUAUUCACUUGCAAUUAUUUUAAUCAGAGGCACAAAACUUAGUUGUUGGAAAAAGUUCCUCUCGACCGAACGGAGCGCAAGGCAGCAGGAGACUGACCCAAGGACUUGAUGCUGUAGAUGCAGAGUUGAUGUUUCUCCAAGUUGGGGUGUCUGGAACCAGGACAUUUGGUGUCAUAAUUAUGAUCAGCUGUUCAGGACAUGGGUCCAAGUAAAAAGGGAGGCAGCCGUGUUGUGUUUGUGGCCAUUGGAUGCCAUUCACUUGAGAGAAUCUCCACACAGCUUUAAACAAAAGAACCUGUAGAGUGCUGACUGUUGGUCCAUAAGGCUGCCAAGAUGGAAGAACAGUGUUACUACAAUGAAACCAUUGCAUUUUUUUACAACAACAGUAAGAAACAUCUGGCAACAGAAUGGAAUACAGUCAGCAAGCUGGUCAUGGGCCUGGGCAUCACAGUCUGCAUCUUCAUCAUGCUUGCCAACCUACUUGUAAUGAUUGCCAUUUAUGUCAACCGUCGCUUCCACUUCCCUAUUUAUUACCUGAUGGCCAACUUGGCGGCUGCGGACUUUUUUGCCGGCCUGGCGUACUUUUACCUCAUGUUCAACACGGGACCCAACACCCGUAGGCUGACUGUCAGCACGUGGCUGCUCCGUCAGGGCCUCAUUGACACCAGCCUCACUGCCUCGGUGGCCAACCUGCUAGCAAUCGCCAUUGAGAGGCACAUCACAGUCUUCCGGAUGCAGCUCCACACCAGGAUGAGCAACCGCAGGGUGGUGGUGGUAAUCGUGGUGAUCUGGACCAUGGCCAUCGUCAUGGGUGCGAUCCCCAGUGUGGGCUGGAAUUGCAUCUGUGACAUCAAGAUCUGUUCCACCAUGGCCCCACUCUACAGCAGCUCCUACUUGGUCUUCUGGGCCAUUUUCAACCUGGUCACCUUUGUCGUCAUGGUGAUCCUCUACGCCCAUAUCUUUGUCUACGUGCGUCAGAGGACUAUGAGGAUGUCGCGCCACAGUUCAGGACCCCGCAGAAACCGUGACACCAUGAUGAGCCUGUUGAAGACUGUUGCUAUAGUGCUUGGGGCAUUUAUCAUCUGCUGGACUCCAGGACUAGUUUUGCUGUUGCUCGAUGUGUUUUGCCCUGACUGCAAUGUCCUGACAUACGAGAAGUUCUUCCUCUUGCUGGCCGAAUUCAACUCCGCCAUGAACCCCAUCAUCUACUCCUACCGUGACAAGGAGAUGAGUGCCACCUUCAAGCAGAUCCUGUGCUGCCAGCGGAAUGAGGGCAGCAAUGGUGCAGCUGAAGGCUCCGAUCGUUCUGCUUCCUCCCUCAACCAUACCAUCUUGAGCGGGAUACACAAUGACCAUUCAAUGGUGUAACUGGAGGCCCAUCAGCGGUCCUUCGCAAUAUAGCCAGGAUAUUAGAGCCACCCAGAUGUGCGCAAGUGGAUCCCUGAGGACUAAAUGCUACACUAGCACCAGGACCAAUUCACAAACUAAUGCAAGAGAUUGUUGACAAAUAUUUCUGUUUUAAUAGGACCUAGUGUGAUUCACCUUUUAGUUAUGGGUUGAAGUCCUAAGUACUUGUGUUGUAUUACCUGCUAAACUGCAUUUAGCUGUAGAAGUUGAGGCUUUGUAAAAACAUAAUAAACUUAUUUUAUUCAACCCA
Messenger RNA from Pristis pectinata (smalltooth sawfish), 2213 nucleotides. It is a transcript of the gene lpar1, whose product is annotated as lysophosphatidic acid receptor 1. Gene Ontology annotation, cellular component: membrane. Gene Ontology annotation, molecular function: lysophosphatidic acid receptor activity. Bases 890 to 1924 code for a protein of 344 amino acids. Gene Ontology annotation, biological process: phospholipase C-activating G protein-coupled receptor signaling pathway; neurogenesis. Lineage: Eukaryota; Metazoa; Chordata; Chondrichthyes; Rhinopristiformes; Pristidae. The transcript is spliced from 5 exons. The record is from RefSeq and is a predicted model, not a curated record.